This is a messenger RNA of Trypanosoma theileri, 447 nucleotides long. RefSeq lists its product as uncharacterized. The coding region runs from base 1 to 447 and encodes 148 amino acids. Lineage: Eukaryota; Euglenozoa; Kinetoplastea; Trypanosomatida; Trypanosomatidae. The record is from RefSeq and is a predicted model, not a curated record. The transcript has a single exon.
AUGGAGGAAAAGGAUUCUUUUUCUAAUGAACAUAUGGGUGAGUUUGUAACGGAUGCUAUUUCUUCACUUCUGCAGCCGGCUACUUGCACAGCGGAGGUUAUGCAACGUGCUCUAAUGCAGCAGCAACUCCUUUACAAGGAUAUUGAGUCUCUAAAUAACGAAUUACAAGAGGCCCAGGGAAAGUUUAAUACCAUAAAUAAUACACAGCGUCAUGAACUAGAUAAUUGUUGUACUAGAGUGGCAAGAUGCCGUUCAGAUGUGGCUGUUUUAUUUAGACAACUCAUAAUGAUAAAACAACGACUUUUACGUGUAAAGGAAGCUAUAUUAAAGCAGAAGGAAGAAGGAUCAACGACUGCUGAUAACGUACAAAUAGGUACAUAUAUCGAGGAGGAGCAAAAGGAAGAAGAAAAGGAAGAAAGGUCUGGUCAAGAGGAAACCGUAGAAUAA